GAUUACGCAUGUUGGCCUCAUGGGUUAGCGUUCUUAUACUCGGUAUCCUUUAUGAACUACUUUAAGAACAAAGGCGAGAAAUUGAUGAGAAAAUUGCUUCUUUUUUUGCAAUCUGAACUCUUGUGUCGGCUCAAACUAAUCGAAAGAUGAAGACAGUACAUAGAUUCCUGUUGAUUGGGUUCAUAGCAUUCCUCGCCUUCAACUAUGUCGACGCAGGUUAUGAGGUCAAUAUAACUUCCAAUAGUGCUCUAGAUGCUACAAGCGUGGAACCAUUGAAGCAGAAUGGUACCUUCAAUGCGAAUCUUGGCCUGAUAAAUAAUGGUAAUCAAAAGACGUUUGGUCUGAAAAAGAGUAAUUCAAGUAAUCACGUAGUGCUAGAGGAAGCUGAGGAUGAUGCAGGACUUGAUGUUAGAAGUUCUGAGAGUACGGUCAACAAUAACGCUGGCUUAAAAAAUGUUGGAGACCAUGCUUCUGAGAAGCAGGAUGAUGAGAAAGCAAAGGCUGUUGGCAUGCUGGGUUUAGAGUCUGGACAUGAGGUGACAUCGUCAACUGGGGGGAAAGAGAGCAUUCGAGGUGAACAUUGUGAUUCUUCACCCUACAGUUGCAAUAUUGUGGACGAAUCAUUACUUGCUUGUUUAAGGGUUCCAGGAAAUGAAUCCCCAGACCUUUCACUACUGGUCCAGAACACAGGAAAACACCAUAUAAGUGUUAGUAUAUCUGCUUCUAAGUAUGUUGAACUGGAGAUGAGACAGAUUGAUCUCAAAGAGAUGGAAAACACGAAGAUAAAGGUUUCCUUCAAGAACAGUGGGAGCGACAACUUCAUCAUUGUAGAGGCAGGAGAUGGCAAAUGUAAGCUUGACUUCAGCAAUCUGAUUGAACAUAGCAUUGACAACGAAGCUGACCACGUCUCCCACUUCAAGUACCCAUCACUCUCUUCCUCUGCAACAAUAAUUUUCUUGGUGGCAUUGCUGUUGUGUGCAUCUGUUUGGCCAUGCAUCAACUAUUAUAAGAAGCACGUUUCCAAGAUGGGAAGUGGUAAGUACCGAAAACUAGAUAUGGAGUUGCCAGUUUCGGGUGGAGGGAAACUUGAGGUGGCUGUAAGUGAUGGAUGGGGCAAGAGUUGGAACGACAACUGGGACGAUGAAGAAGCACCAAAAACUCCUGCUGUGCCCGUCACUCCAAGCCGCCCAUCCAAAGUGGUGGUAGCUUCUAGACGGUCUAACAAGGACAGUUGGAAAGAUUAAAUCUUGACAGUAAUGUAGACAUGUUUUGUUAGUUUUCUUUCCAAAUAUUUUCUAUACUUCUUAGGGGUUGUUGGGUAAUUUGAACGGUAUGGGAAUGGCAAUGAAUGCGUUAGUAGAGGUCAGAGGGGAAUGAGAAUAGAAGUACUUUGAUCCCAAAUGUGUGUGUGUGGGGGUCACUAUUCACCUUUCAUUCCUUCCUUCCAAACAUCACUUUGAUUCCCAUUCCCAUCCAUUGAUCCACGUCCUCUCCAACCCUCCAACCAAGGGCAGUAAUUAGGUCACCCCUAAUGAUAGCAGGCUUAGCAGCCAAUGGGCCAAUUUUAUUACAGGCUGGUUGAUUAGUUAUUAAAAUGAAAAUGAAAGCGUUCACGACUUCACGUUAGAUUGGUUAGAACAAUAUUCUGAAUCUUAGGCUCUUAGCUAGCUGUCUCAAUGGAGAUGAAUCAAAUGAUGUCCAUAUUUUCUUGUUUUUCUUUAUUGUGCAACAAUAUGAGUAAUGAUCCACAAUA
This is a messenger RNA of Cuscuta europaea, 1753 nucleotides long. The record is from the annotation of a GenBank genome assembly. NCBI's taxonomy places the organism in Eukaryota, Viridiplantae, Streptophyta, Magnoliopsida, Solanales, Convolvulaceae.